AUGCCUGGAGGCAUGGCUACGUGCAGCGACAGAUCCGGGAUUCGAGUGAAACACGUGCGCGAGUCAUGCGUGCCGGUUGAAGAUGUGGACGUGCUUGCCGAGACACUGCUCCGUGCUCGCCCCGUGGUGCUGCGGGGCUACGGCAAGGGCUGGAAAGCUCGAAGCUGGGGGCUGGAAGAGGUGUCGGCAGGAUCUCCCGAUGCACACGUGGAGCUGCAGGUGAGCCGAGUGGGCUCCACGCAAUUCCAUGGCUUCGGGGGAACUUUGCAAAGGGAGCCCUUGCAGAGGCUGCCGGCAGCAGCAGCCGAGGCUUUGGAAGAGAAGCGGUCGCUCUACCUGGUGCAGUGCCCUCUCUGGGCCCGUGGCUGUGACACUGAAUCCGAGUGCCCAGCACGGCACUUGCUGAAAGAUCUGAACCUUGGCCCCUUCGCGGGCGCUUUGGGCGCGCGAGGGGCGGACGUGGCACUCUCGCGGCGUCUGGAUUCUGUGAACCUCUGGAUGUCUUUGGGUGAAACCCACUCCAACCUUCACUACGACUCAAAGCAUGGCCUUCUGGUGGUUAUUCGCGGAAGGAAGCUGGUAGAGCUCUUCCCGCCAGCCGCGGCCAAGAGCAUAGGCGCCUAUCCAGUCCACGACCCCCUGCGAUCUCACCACUCACGGGCUCCCCACUGUUGCCUGGCUGCGCGUUUUGAAAGGUCCCCAUGUGAAGUGCAUGGGGCCACCGAGUCUCUACGUGCGCGUGGCCUGCAGGCAGACCUACGCGAGGGGGAUGCCUUGUUGAUUCCCGAGGGAUGGUGGCACCAUGUGAAAACUCUGGGCAGAGAGGGCGAGGCCCAGCCCAUGGCCCUUGCUGUCAACAUCUGGUGGCGGGGCUACCCGCGCGAGCCGAAAGCCGCGCGGCCCUACGUGCUGCGGCGCCUCUUAGGCGAGAUGCUGGCUCGCAGAACGGCCUCCCACUUCAACAUCCGACAGAAGCCCCGCAAGCCCCGCAAGACCCGCGAGGUCAGCAGAAGAGGCACAACUUGCCUGAAGUCCAGACCUCGAAGCUCCCCUAACCGCGAGGCUGCGAGCAAAGUGAGCAUCUUGGAGGAACUCUCUACAGCAGCCCGAUCCGAGCCACCCCACCGCGAGUGGCUGGCGGCCCUGCGCAGGUUUGGCUCCGUGCUGCCUCACUGCUUGGCCGCGGCAGCAGCCUCUCCGGAAGAGCAGGAGCAGGAGACGCUGCGGGAGCUCCUGGAUGGCUUGGCCCCAGCUCAGGCGGCGGCGCUCCUAUCUAGCCUGGACGCCGCGGCAUUGGACAUGGGCGAGGCCGCGGCAGCCCUGCGCCUGCUUUGGCGCCACUACCCGCAGCGGGCCAUCGUCGCAAAGUGGGAUGAGCACCUCCGGAGGACCCUGGAAGAUAUCCUCAGCAAAGUGCUCUCAACAGCUCGGCCAGAGGGCUGA
Symbiodinium natans is the source of this 1443-nucleotide messenger RNA. NCBI's taxonomy places the organism in Eukaryota, Dinophyceae, Suessiales, Symbiodiniaceae. The record is from the annotation of a GenBank genome assembly.